UUGAGUAGUGAAUUUUCUAAUUCAGAAACUGGUCUUAAAGCUUUAUGGAAAGAAAUAGCUCCAGCCAUCUAUUCGUUAAGUCCUCGCCGUUUACGCCUUGGUUUUAGUCCCACUGAAAUAACGUCUUAUUACUCUGAAGACUGUAUUCGAAGUGAUGCUGAACUAGUUCAAAAAUAUCUGGAAAACGUUAAAAUUGAAGCGUAUAAUACCCGACUUUUAAGAGUAGUAACUCCAACUCCAAAGUUUAUUCGAUUCGGUUUGCGUCGGCUGAGAAAAAUUCAACCUGUGCAUUUUGAUGCCCUUCCUUCGGGAACUUCUUUGCAGCUCGAGUACGGUGACUACUGCGAACUUAUGGAGUUACUGGUUGACUGCUCUUUAGAUGCCAAAGCACACUCUCUUAACAAAAUCGAAUCAGAAAUGUGGGAUCAUUAUGCUCAGAGCUUUUAUACUGGGUCCUUAGACUCUCACAAAGAUGCUUCUAGACUAUGGGUCAAGGACAAAUGCCCUGUGGUUGAAAAUUACAUUGGCUUUAUUGAAACUUAUCGUGAUCCUUUAGGUGUACGUGCAGAGUUCGAGUCAUUUGUCGCAGUUGUGAAUCGAUCAAUGUCAUCUAAAUUUCAGCGGCUAGUAGACAAUGCUGUUGAAUUGUUAUCUAAUUUGCCAUGGCCUUCUACUUACGAAAAAGACAGGUUCUUACAACCAGACUUUACAAGUUUGGACGUAGUAACGUUUGCAACCUCAGGAAUCCCUGUUGGAAUUAAUAUUCCUAACUAUGAUGAUGUGCGCCAAGUUGAUGGAUUUAAAAAUGUAUCCUUGGGGAAUGUACUCAGUGCUCGCUUCAAGGACCCUAAAUCAGAAUUUCUCCGAGAGGAAGACAAGAAGUUGUAUGUGGAUCAUGCGGAGAGUUCUUUCGAACUUCAAGUUGGACUUCAUGAAUUGUUAGGCCAUGGUUCUGGGAAGCUCUUUCAACGUAGUGGCGAUGGAAUACUGAAUUUUGACACAAAUUCUACGAAAGAUAUCAUAAGUGGAGGUCCCAUACGUAGUUGGUAUGUCGGUUACUUUCACUUUCCUAUGAUGAAACUUUGUGAGAAGCUGUGCUUUGUUGUAGCAAUGUCUGUUAUUCUUACUACAAUGUGUUUCGCUAUUAUCAGACCGGCACUUGUGUUAUACAGCUUCUCUUCUCUUUUCAUCCUUUUAUACCUCCUGAGAGUUUACAACUACUGGAAAAAUAAAUACUUAUUGUUCAUGUUGGACCCAUGCUACUUUAUCAACUUUGUGUCAUUGAUCUUCAUCUGGUUAUUGCCGCAAUCGCACGCCAUGCAGUUGUUCCACUUUGGUCUUGCCAAUUCUCUAGCUUUCGGUGGGGCGUUUCUGUUCCGUAACACCCUUGCUCUGCACGACAUUCAAAGACUUACUUCGUGUUUUAUACACGUCUUGCCUGCCCUUUUCUCAUUCUUAAUUCGGUGGCAUCCAUCGGAAACAUCAGUUUGGUGGUAUACCAACUUAUAUGAUUCCCAUGCUUCUCUAGAAUUGUUGUCCUGGAAUAAAAAUAUCGACUGGUUCUGGCUUGUUGCAGCUCCUACUUUAUUCCAUUUCGUACGUGAGAUGCUAUAUUAUACUAUAAUUUAUGGAAUUGUCAAACCCAGUGAUGAUUAUUUAGAUAGUUUCCGAUAUUUACAUAAAAAGAAAAUUCUAUGGCGUUUCUUCUGGAAAUAUAUUGGUGAUCGAUGGCAUUUGAUUAGUUGGAUAGCUUGCAGUAUCAUACUGUCUACAAUUCUCCUAUUAGUUGCUAUCGUUGCAUGGUGCAAUUAUCUAUUCCAUGCAUCUAUGUUGAUUAUUCAAACAUUAACGCUAAUAUGGAAUGGUGCAUGUUUUUAUUUAGAUUAUUUCCCCAUUGAAUAUACACGUAAUUUACGAAUAGAACCAGAACAAGGUAUGAUUACUGUAACUAAAAAUGAAAAUCACAUUGAUAAGAAUAAUGAUAUAGAAAUAGUUCAUGAACGUAUAAUAAACGAUGAUGUUUAUAACAACAUAGCUGCCAGUGUAUUUUCAUGUUAUCCAACACCAGAUGAAUCAAACUCGAGAGUUUAUGAAGAUGGGCAUAUAACAGUUGAUGAACAAAAGGGAUUGAAAUAUGAAAGUAAUACUUCUCAUUAA
This is a messenger RNA of Schistosoma haematobium, 2157 nucleotides long. RefSeq names its product bifunctional diacylglycerol diphosphate phosphatase/phosphatidate phosphatase. Gene Ontology annotation, molecular function: dipeptidyl-peptidase activity. NCBI's taxonomy places the organism in Eukaryota, Metazoa, Platyhelminthes, Trematoda, Strigeidida, Schistosomatidae. The annotation marks the transcript as partial. The record is from RefSeq and is a predicted model, not a curated record. The transcript has 8 exons. Gene Ontology annotation, cellular component: cytoplasm.